Molecule: messenger RNA, 9112 nt
Organism: Rhea pennata
Lineage: Eukaryota; Metazoa; Chordata; Aves; Rheiformes; Rheidae
Gene: GOLGA3
Product: golgin A3
Exons: 24
Coding region: 309-4823 (1504 amino acids)
Source: RefSeq, a predicted model, not a curated record
CUCCGCUCUCCUCCUCUUCCCGCGGAGGCAGCGCCACGUCUCGGGCAGCAGCGGGGCGGCGGCUCCGGCUCCAGCUCCAGAGAACACAGUUCCUUGGUGAUUGCAUAUCUAUCUGCGAGCUAUUUUUAUGACCUCCUGGAAUUAUUCAGCUGCCUGCUGCAAGCCGACUACUAAAAAGCUCAAACUUGUGUUCCUGUCUAACAUCUUGAUGCUGUUGUUGCUAAUGGAGAGAAACAGGACUUGGUAGUUCACUUGGAGGCAAAUUAUUUAGAAGAAAUAACUUUCCUGGAAUUCAGCUUGUUUUUACAAUGGACUCCUCACCUGUCCAGCAGGAUGUUCUGUUGGAGAACAGAAGCAGCAAUGGGGCCCCUAAUAAGUCUGAAGAACUUCUGGAUCAUAAAACUGAGUCAGAUGUGCCAGUUGCAAGAGAUGAAAUUAACACUACCAGUAUUAAUGUCAACAAAGUGCCAAAUGAAGAGGGAAGUCUGGAGAUAAACAGCAAAGGUGAAGCCUGCCAGAAUGGGCCAGAGUUGCUCUUUCCCAACUCUCCUUUAUCUUUUGAUCCCACCAGCAGUCUGCAGGGUCAAGAGUCAUCCCCAGGUGUGGCUGCUUUCCGUGGCAACCUAAGGAAGUCUCAGGGAACUAGUGCUGAGGGCAUAGUUCUUAGAAAAGAAGCUUUACAGUCUCUCAAACUAAGUCUUCCCAUGCAAGAAACUGACUUGUGCUCAGUAGAGUCUUCCCUCCCUUUGGAGAAAGAGGAACAAAUAAGACUUCAAGCAAGAAGGCGACUAGAAGAACAGCUCAAACAAUAUAGAGUGAAGAGACAUCAAGAAAGAUCUAGUCAAUCUACAUCCAAAAACCGGCCCUCCAGCACAUUGGAUCCUGAGCUGAUGUUAAAUCCAGAAAUCUUGCCAAGAGCUAGCACUGUAGCAAUGACAAAAGAAUACUCUUUUUUACGGACCAGUGUCCCAAGGGGGCCAAAACUGGGUAGCUUGGGACUUCCAGCAUCCUCGAAAGAGAGAAGAAGUUCAAAAUCCAAGUCCAGUAAGAUCCGGUCCUUGGCUGAUUAUAGAGCUGAAGAUUCAGACUCUAGAAGUGCUAUGAGGAAUUCAGUGGCUACUGAUUUAUCUGGUGGGACUCUGAAGCAAAGCAGAAGUGGUUCAACAUCCGUUAUUUCUGAGAUUAGUCAACCCUCUGACAUAGAUGAUCGAAUAGAGAAUUCCUCUUUGGCGGGAGAUAGUAUUUCAGAGAUUGAUGGGAGUGAAGUGGGAAUGAGGCUGGAUGGAAAUGAGAGUGACAGCUCUACCUACAGCAGUGUGUCAGGAAAAGGACUGUACAGCAGUUUACAGAAUGCAGAAGACAAACAGAGUAUUCCAUAUACAAUAAAUGGUCGGAAGAUACAUCCUGAUGCAAUGGGGCAAUUUCCGUCCAUCAGUGAGGUGCUACAGGCUGCAGCAGUGGAGCAUCAAGCACAAGAGCAAGAAGUUAAUGGAGAAGUACGGAGUAGGAGAGACAGUAUUUCUAGCAGUGUAUCAAUGGAAAGCUCUAUCGCAGGAACUCAUGAUGAAAUGCUGCAGGUUCUAAAGGAGAAGAUGAGACUUGAAGGGCAACUAGAAGCACUCUCACUAGAAGCUAAUCAGGCUCUCAAAGAGAAGACUGAGCUACAGGCACAACUUGCAGCUUUGAACAUGAAGCUUCAGGCACAGAUGGAAUACAGUCAAAACAGCCAACAGAAGCAGGAAUCUCUGAGCUCAGAAGUGGCCACGUUAAAGCAGUCUUGCUGGGAUCUGGAACGAGCAAUGGCUGACCUGCAAAAUGCCUUGGAAGCAAAGAAUGCUAGUUUGGCUUCUUCAAAUAAUGAUUUGCAGUUGGCAGAGGAGCAGUACCAAAGACUCAUGGUGAAGGUUGAAGAUAUGCAAAAAAAUGUUCUUACCAGAGAUAGCACAGUUCAUGAUUUGCGACAGCAGUUGGCUUCCUUACAGAAUCAGCUUCAGAAGGUGCAAUUAGAACGGACUACACUGACCAAUAAGCUAAAGGCAUCUGAAACAGAAAUCUCCUCACUCCAAAAUGUGCGGCAGUGGUACCAGCAGCAGCUGAUACUAGCACAGGAGGCCCGUGUCAGGCUGCAGAGUGAGAUGGCCAAUAUACAGGCUGGGCAAAUGACCCAAGCAGGUAUGUUGGAACACCUCAAACUAGAGAAUGUGACAUUGUCUCACCAGUUGACUGAGACCCAGCACAGAUCUAUUAAAGAAAAAGAACGUAUUGCAGCACAGUUGCAAAACAUUGAGGCUGACAUGCUAGAUCAGGAAGCUGCUUUCAUGCAGAUCCAGGAGGCUAAAACCAUGGUGGAAGAAGACUUGCAGAGAAAACUAGAGGAGUUUGAGGAUGAAAAAGAGCAGCUUCAGAAAAUGGCUGAUUCUGCAGUAAUGCUGGAGCAGGAAUUGGAUCAGGUCAAGUUGACCUUGCAUCAGCGAGAUUUGCAGCUUGAAUCUUUACAGCAAGAACAUCUAGAUCUAAUGAAGCAGUUCACCCUAGCCCAAGAGACAUUACACACCAAAGAGCAGUCGCUGGAUGACCUGCAGACCCAGUAUGAUGAACUGAAGGCCAGAUUAGAAGAGCUCCAAAGUGAUGCUACUUCCAAAGAUGAUGUGAUCCAGUAUUUGCAGAAUGAGAAAAUUGUCCUGGAAGUAGCUCUGCAGGCAGCAAAAGCGAGCAAAGAGCAACUUGAUGAAGGAGCAAAAUGCCUUGGAGAAAAUGCAGAGGUAGCAUCAGAAGUCUUAGAACAACUGCGGCAAGAAAUAGCAAUAAAGUCAAGCAAGGUAGAAAAUCUGCAACAAGAAAAUUCCAGCCUUAAGAAACAAGUUCAAAAAGUGAAGGAACAGUUCCUACAGCAGAAGGUAAUGGUGGAAGCUUAUCGAAGAGACGCAAGUUCUAAGGACCAGCUGAUCAGCGAACUGAAAGCUACAAAGAAGCGGCUGGACUCAGAAAUGAAAGAGUUAAAACGAGAACUACUCAAACAUCAAGUUGAAAAACAAUCGCUGGAAUCUGAACAUUCAAAACUACAAAAGGAAGUAUCCCAGGUUCACCAGCAGAUGGUAGAAAUUGAGAAUCAUCUUCAGUCAGUGCAGAAAGAACGAGACGAUAUGGAGAAACGCCUACAGUCUCUACAGUUUGAUAAGGAACAAAUGACAUCUCUUGCUGAGGCAAAUCAAGCAUUAAAACUACAAGUAGAACAAAUGCAAGAAGAAGCGAAAAAGGCCAUUACUGAGCAGAAACAGAAAAUGAAGCGUCUGGGGUCAGAUCUGACAAGUGCUCAGAAAGAGAUGAAGGCAAAGCAUAAAGCCUAUGAGAACGCAGUUGGCAUUCUUAGUCGUCGGCUGCAGGAAUCCCUCACUGCCAAGGAAUCUGCUGAAGCAGAACUGAGCAAACUAAAAGCACAGAUCACUGAUGGUGGAAGCAGUCAGAUUGCUCAAGAAAAGAUUCAAGCUCUGGAGACAGAACUACAAGCUGUUAGCAGCAGUAAGUUGAUGCUGGAAAAAGAGUUGCAAGAAGUGAUUUCACUUACCAGCCAGGAGCUGGAGGAGUACAGAGAGAAGGUGCUGGAACUUGAGGAUGAGCUUCAGGAAUCUAGAGGCUUUAGGAGGAAGAUAAAACGUUUAGAAGAAAUUAAUAAGAAGUUGGCCCUUGAACUGGAACAUGAACGAGGAAAAAUUACAGGUCUUAACCAGUCCAACACUGCUUUGCGGGAGCACAACAAUAUCCUCGAAACAGCAUUAGCAAAGAGAGAGGCAGAUUUGGUACAACUGAACCUACAGGUUCAGGCAGUUCUAAAGCGGAAAGAAGAAGAAGAUCAGCAAAUGAAACAGCUUAUUCAAUCUUUACAGACUUCCUUAGAGAAAGAAAAGUCAAAAGUUAAAGACCUUAAAGAACAGGUAGCAGCAGCCAAAGCAGAUGCAGCACAUAACCGUCGUCAUUACAGAGCUGCUGUUCUUGAGCUCAACGAAAUCAAAAAAGAGCUACAUGCCAAAGAACUGCUUGUCCAAGCCCUCCAGGCUGAAGUGGACAAACUGCAGGUAGAGGAUGAGAAACAUUCCCAGGAAGUAUCACAAUUUCAGCAAGAGUUGGCAGAAGCCAGGUCUCAGCUCCAACUUCUGCAGAAAAAGCUGAAUGAGAAGCUUAGUGAAGAGCCAGGAGUAAAUCAAGAGGUGGAAGACCUCAAGUGGGAAGUAGAACAAAAAGAAAGAGAAAUUGAAACGCUUAAGCAGCAGCUGGAUAUGAGUGAACAGCGCAGCCAUAAGGAGUUAGAAGGGAUACAAGUUGUCCUACAGAAUAUUAAGACUGAGUUGGAAAUUGUGAGAGAAGACCUGUCAGCGACUCAGAAGGACAAGUUUAUGCUCCAGGCUAAAGUGAGUGAACUGAAGAAUAGUAUGAAGUCGCUACUGCAGCAGAACCAGCAACUGAAGCUGGACUUGAAACAUGGCAAGAUGAAGAAGAGGAAGGAACUGAAGGGAGAGAAUAACUCUUCAAAUCCUGUGACUCCAGUCAAGAUUCCUGAUUGUCCAGUCCCUGCUGCCUUGCUGGAAGAACUCUUGAAACCAUCAGCAGCUAUGAGCAAGGAGCCUCUAAAAAAUCUGAACAGUUGUCUUCAGCAAUUAAAGCAAGAAAUGGACAGCCUUCAGCGUCAAAUGGAAGAACACACCAUUACAGUACAUGAAUCAAUGUCUUCAUGGACUCAGGUUGAGGGGCAGCUAAUGGACCUUACCUCUACCAGUCCUGCAACUGCAUUGGACCAGCGGGGGAGUCCUGCUGUAGAGGAAAAGUAGCAGAAUUGUGACACUAGUGACAAGGAAGCUUUGAAACAAUAACCUCCUCAGCAGUUGUCUUUCUUCCUAUUGCUUUCAGUGUGUAAACAAAUCUUUAUCAAAAUUAUUUAUUUAUUCCAUUUUUAAAACGGUGUUCAGAGUUCUGCUUUUACCUUUAGAAGCAAAGGGCCUGGUUUUGAGAAACUGGCACAAUAUUAAUUGCAGAACAUGCUAUUCGUUCAAAACCUUUUGAUAUUUUGAAAUAAUUUUGUUGGGGAGCCUUGGUAAAUCUGACUUGUUUUGGGGUAUAGUAAUAUUCAGAUGAGAGUUUAAAAUGAGGCCAAGAAGAGCAUCUGGUUCCAAGUCUGCAUUUGUUCAAUCUCAGUGAGGAAGAACUAUUAUGUGGUAUCUGGAGUUUUUUGUUUUUUUUUUUUUUUUGUCCCCCACAGUUCUUUACAAUUUUGGGCUGUAUCCAGAUCAGAUAAAAAAUAAGUCCUGUUUAUGUUCAGCCAUUAGCAUUAGUAGUGGUUGAGAAAUGGAUAUUCUUAUUCAAGCAUACCCCUCAUGCUCUUUCACUCUUGAAAUUCAAAUCACAGAUGUUUGUGUUUAAAAAAAAAAAAAAAAAAAAAAAGUUGAAGCAAUCUCUAGUUACAAAGAUGACCUUUAACCAUAUAGUAGACGAAACAGAUUGCAAAGACUAGCAAUGCAGACCAGUACCCACCAUAUAGUAGAAGAAACAGAUUGCAAGGACUAGCAGUGCAGACCAGUAACCACUUUUGGCAGACUUGCCCAGGAUGUUUUCUGAAGUGUCACAGUUUUUUUCUUGCAGUUGCAGGCCAGUAGGGAGCUUUGCUUCACUGCACAUACAAACACUUUUUGCACCUUUUUAUUUCAACUUUUGAAGUAGACAUCCUUGAUAAAGGUAUGUGUGUAAAAUAUACAUAAGAAAAUUAAUUUUCUGAGUUUGAAUAUCUGUUUUAAUAUGCUUAUGUACUGUAAGUUAAAGCUGACAUGAGUUUACUUUGUUACUGUCAUUGUUUUAAUGUUACAUUUUAAAUUUGCUUUAUUUGACAAUACUGUACAUACGGCUUAGGGAAAUUAGCCCCAAAAGCCAGAGCUUUAGAAGUGUAAUUAUUUUACUUUCAAAGACAAAAUUAUAACGCCUGUAAAAUUAUUAUUUUUAUUAGCUUUAUCCUCCCCACUCCCCUUAACUCCCUCACUUUUAGCAUCCUGUGUUACCACAAUGUGUCUGCUGUGGAUGGAAAUGUUGGCACUAUGGCAGCCCUUCUGCAGAGACGCUUUGACUAGAUUAUUAUUAAAGCAACCCACAUUACAUUCUUUCUCCUUUAGUCCCAUUGUUUCAUAUGGCUCAUAGUGCAUUGACGAGCCCAUCCUAUCCUUCCCAUUCUAAAAUCAGUACGGAAGUACUGCUUUAUCUACUGUGCUUGAGCAUGAAUCAAAAUACACGUGACGUUAUUUAGAAGAUUGUGACAACCCAUGUAGCGUCAUGUUUUUAACUUUAAAACAUACAGAAAGAAGGUCCAUUAUAGCCACUGUAGAUUGGCUUGAAAAUUCUAGUUAGUAUAAGCAGUUAAGUAGCUUAAAAAAAAUAAGAAAAAAAAAAAGCUUAAAAGGCAUCUCUUUCAGUAAUUUUUGUCAUAACUAGCUGUAAUGGAACAUUCAGACAACUCAUUUUGUUUCUGCUUUUCAGAUGCCUACGUUAUGUAUUUCUCUAAAGAGGCAGUUACUUCUUUGAGGAGGCUGAUUUUGGAUGAGUUUAGACUUCGGGGUAAAAGGGGGAAUUAUUGCAAUUUGCUUAGCAAUAAAGCCAAAGAAAACCCACCAAUCCUUAACUGUUAUCCAGAGUUUUAGUUUUCAUAACUGUCCAUUCAAGCUCCUGUGCAGCUGAACACUUUGCACUUAAAGUGACUAUACUGACUUCAUGCAUCUCAGCUACUGGAUUUUAACUUGUUUUAUGGGAUCAAAAUAAAGUGAUGCUAAAAGUUAAGAUUUUGGAGAUGGUGAGGGAGGAAAUGGGUUAGGGGGCUUUAGGUGCCCAACAUACGGAUUUACUGAUGGUCUUUUUAAAAAAACAAAAAACUCAAAAGUUUCGCUGACUAGCCCAGACAUGUUAACAUCUGCACAGUACUGCAGUCUACGGAGUAAACGGUACUGAUGAUCUCGCUGCUGUCAUGUUCUUGAAGUUGCUUGUGUAUUAAGCUCUAGGAAGAAAAAAAGCCAUGCAGUGUUGUUAAAGGACAAAGUUAAAACUACGCAAUGAAUAAUAUAUUCAGUGCAAAAAGGUUAUCAAAUGUUCAGGUUUUUCAAUAAAAUAACACUUGUGCAGGGUUAAUGUUGCUGUUCAUUUUGGUAAAUGGUUACAUGUGGGUAAAUGCCUACAGUUAAGAAUCCAUUAUGUUUUUCUCUCAAGUUUGGCAACGGUUGUACAGAUAAAGCUUUUAUCUGGGAUCAAAGAUGCCAGAAUUGUAAGAAACAUUCAUAGCUUUUCAGAAUGUCUGUCUCUUCUGUCUGUAUCAAUAAUAUAUUCUGUUUUCAGUGCAAUGCUGCAGAUUUUCUUUCACUAGCUCUUUAUAUGGACAUGUGAGCUUAUACAGCCAAGUGUCCUUAGCUGCAUGUUUUUCUUUCAGAGAUGAGGGAUUUAUUGUGAAGUUCUCAAAUUGGAUUGUUAUGUUGUCCCACCUGUGUCUCUCUGAAAGCACUUGGACACCAGGUAUUUUCAUUUUAUAUUCAUCAUGUGUUUUUUUUCAUAGACACAAAGACCAUGCCAUUUACUUAGUGAAAGGUCAGCGGAUAAGGCUUGAGGGUCUAAAUCGGGUGAGGUGCUAAGCCAAUCAAGUUACUGAAGUUACUGGAAAGCCUUCUAGGAAGCACUCAGCAUGUGACAAAAGCAAGACCUUUUCUUUUGAAAUACAUCAACUAUAUUCCUUAACUAUCAAGAGCUUUAAUAAAAGGUUCUGUAUUUCACCCUGAGGCUGAGCAUGCGCUCUCUGCAAAGCUUCAGGCCUCUUGCUGUAUAGGUGGUGAAGCUACUUACAGGAAUGGAAUAAAAACUGUGUCCCUUCUGCUUGUCACAGCAAUGCCAAAUACAUGAGAGGAAAAUUGGUGCCUCAUUAACAUUGGCGUUUUUAGUAAUUGGAGGAAUAGUUUUUAAGAGAUUUUAUUUUUCCUUCUUCAAGCACUGCAAUUGAAUGUAUUUUCUGUGUCUGUUUCUUCAGUUGUUACUACAUACUUAACCAAAUCUUGUUGAUGGAGAAAUGUUGUUGUAACAUGAGAAUGUUUCCUAAAUGAUGAAAGUUGGUAAAGGCUGUGGCAUUAUUUUUUCAAAUACUCUUGCUUUUUUGAGGACAUUUGAACAACUGUGGGGUUUUUGUUUUGUUAAAAAAAAACAAACCUACAGUGGAAGAAAUGCUAGUUACAGAGCCUCUGGUACUGCUGAGUAUUACAUUGUUUCAUUCUGUUGUCUUCCAAAUUUCUUGGAAACAGCUGUGCACUGUAUCAGGGGAUCAGCUGAGCCCCUUACCUGCUUGUGCAGUGGGAGGUCUGAUUCCAUACUGUUUAUUCAGGCAAUAUUCCAGCUGAAAUCUAUGAGAAUUUUGCAUGUGUAAGAAGUAGAGUAAUAUCCAGAAAGAACGUUCUAGUGCUUAUAUUUUAAUGGAUGAUUACUCCUCCAUAUGUGAGUGAAAUGCAGUGGCAUGGGUGCUUUAGUUGUGACAACAUUCAGGGUGCACAGGGGACAGACAGUAUAACUAAUAUACGCUUAACUCAAAAGAUGACAAAUUCACUACUAGUGAUGCACAAGCCUGUGAUGUAUGUUUUAUUAACUUUGCCAGGGAAAUGUGAAUAGUUGCAUGUGACCUGCUGUGGCCAGAAGCCUUUAAAUAUUUUCAUGGAAAGUAAUCACAGUCCAAGUAAUUACUAAUGCCCGCUAGCUGUCAUCUGAGCACGCUAGUCUCCCACUAAUGCGUAUCACUUCAGUUUAGGGGAGCAGAGUAGCCUAAUUUCUGAUACAGAUGCACAAAUUUCGAGAGGAGGGAAGGAUGUAUUGAAUAUUGUAUAAGAAAUAUUGUUAUGUUUUAUACAUAACAUUCAGUAAUUUAAUGUCUGCUUAGGCCGUUUUUGUAAAGAUAAAAGUUAAUUAUUUCAUGUUCUUGAGUGGAUAAUCCAGGGGAUGGAGGAAUUAUACUAUGUACAAUUAAUGAUUAUGAUCAUACAAAGCAUGUUGAUUAUAAUGUGCAUAGGAAUUCCUUUGAAAGUUUUGUGCAAUAAACUAUUUUUGUUAAAGGACUCAA